Molecule: messenger RNA, 977 nt
Organism: Arabidopsis arenosa
Lineage: Eukaryota; Viridiplantae; Streptophyta; Magnoliopsida; Brassicales; Brassicaceae
Source: the annotation of a GenBank genome assembly
GUUUCCUUCUUCUCUCCGGCGAGAUAAAACAUGGCGAUGCUUCAAGCGAAUCUUACAUCUCCGACAUUUCUGUGUCCGAAGAUUGUAGUCAAAUCAAACUCAGUUUCUCUGGGAUUUAGCUAUCUUCAAAAACUUGAUUUUUCGAAAAGGGUUAGUAGAAGAUACAACAGAGAUGCUUUAUUAUUCUCAAUCAAGUGUUCUUCGUCGACUGGAUUUGAUAAUAGCAAUGCUGUUGUGAAGGAGAAAAGUGUUUCAGUGAUUCUAUUAGCUGGAGGUCAAGGCAAGAGAAUGAAAAUGAGUAUGCCAAAGCAGUAUAUACCACUUUUGGGUCAGCCAAUUGCUUUGUAUAGCUUUUUCACAUUUUCACGUAUGCCUCAAGUGAAGGAAAUUGUAGUUGUAUGUGAUCCAUUUUUCAGAGACAUUUUUGAAGAAUACGAAGAAUCAAUUGAUGUUGAUCUCAGAUUUGCUCUUCCUGGGAAAGAAAGACAAGAUUCUGUUUACAGUGGACUUCAGGAAGUCGAUGUGAACUCUGAGCUUGUUUGCAUCCACGACUCUGCCAGACCGCUGGUGAAUACUGAAGAUGUCGAGAAGGUCCUUAAAGAUGGUUCCGCGGUUGGAGCAGCCGUACUUGGUGUUCCUGCUAAAGCUACAAUCAAAGAGGUCAAUUCUGAAUCGCUUGUGGUGAAAACUCUCGACAGAAAAACACUUUGGGAAAUGCAGACACCACAGGUGAUCAAACCCGAGUUAUUGAAGAGAGGUUUCGAGCUUGUGAAAAGAGAAGGUCUAGAGGUAACAGAUGAUGUUUCGAUUGUUGAAUACCUCAAGCAUCCAGUUUUUGUCACUCAAGGAUCUUAUACAAACAUCAAGGUUACAACACCUGAUGAUUUACUGCUUGCUGAGAGAAUCUUGAGCGAGGACUCAUGAGGUAUCAUUACAAAGUUUUUUUUUAUGUUUAUUAAGAAAAUAUUCAUAGAGCU